AUGGUACGGGUACAUCUCGUUUCAUUCUACUCGAUUUGACUUGUGAUCACGCUUAAAAGAGUAUCAGUAGUUAUGGAUUCUACUUGUCAAAAUUCAGAUUUUAGUGCUAAAUACUUACUUAGUCAAUUAAAUGUAGCGCGAAAAGAAAUUAAUAAUUUGAGACAACAAAUGAAGAGUCUUCGAUAUAUACAUGAAAAAGAUAUCGAUACUAUAAAGCGUCUCUUAGAAUCAUACAGAAAUGGAUCACCCAUGUCUGAAGCAAAAGUUAUAAUUCCAGAUGAUGUAAAACCUAGCACUAGCACUGAUGAUGAUACUAUAAAGUUGAAACCAAUUGGGGUAAUAUCUACUUGGUUUCCUAGUAAACGUGGUACACCUAGACAGACAGGAGUUUGUGGAAAAGUACCAGGAAAGCUACUACUAUACAACUCAAUAUUUACUAAUCCAGAUCAUGCUCUUGAAGGAUUACAAGAUUUUUCACAUAUGUGGGUUCUAUUUUACUUUCAUAGGAAUGACUCAACACAUGUUCGUGCUAAAGUUGCACCACCAAGGUUAAAUGGUACAAAAACUGGUGUAUUUUCUACACGUUCUCCUCAUCGUCCAUGUCCAAUUGGUUUAAGUUUAGUAAAAAUUACAAACAUAGAAAGUCAUACAAUUUAUUUUGAAGGUGUAGAUAUGGUAGAUCAAUCACCUGUAUUAGAUAUAAAACCUUAUGUACCACAAUAUGAUAGUCCAUUAGGUUUUGAAAAAUUAAGUAACAGAUUGCAAGAAUCUAAUUUAGUUGAUACAUUUGAAUGUAUAGAAGAAACAAUUGGAGAUCAAACAUGUGGCACAUUCAAUACUAACAUUAGCCUCGAAAACGAAACAAGAAAUUUACUUUCAGAUCCUUAUUAUAGAAAAAAUGUCAAUAAAACAAAUCAAGAGACAGAUGUUUCUAGAGAUGAAGAAAUUGCUAUAAGGUUACAAGCAGAAGAAUUUCAGAGAAAUUCGAAUUUCGAAAGUUAUAAUAGUUUGAGACAUUUUUCUGAAUUAAGUGAUAUUAGUUUGCACAAUAAUAGUAUAUUACAGCAUAAUAUAGAUGUAACAGGUAUACACAGAAUAUCUCACACAUUUUUCGAUUCUUUGUCCAAUGCAAGAACAAGUUUAAAUACAUCUACUGAGCAUAAUGUACUUCCUUCUAAUUUGGAACAACAACCAGAAAGUUUAGUAGAUAUAAAUAAUAGAUUGCAAAGUAUUAAUGUAAGUGGUCGUACCAAUGUUGAACCAAUAUAUGGAUCAAGUAAUGUGGGAUCUAAUUACACAGAAACACAUGUUUCUCGCUCUAGACUUUUAGAUGGAGCAGAUGGACCAAAUACUAUUUGCGGUACUGAUAUAGAUUUAAUUAAUAGACGAUCAUUAAAUUCGAGAAUUGAUAAUUCUCCCGUAAGAAUGGGGGUACGAGAAGCUCCUGAUGGAGAAGAAGGAUUAGAGCCGCAAAUUCUUACACCUUUGCAACCUUUGUCGAAUCAGUUGAUACGAACAAUAUCAAACAAUAGCUUACCAGAUAGCGUAGGUACAAAUACGGUAUGUUCAUCUGAAUCGAGAAAUAUUGAAAAUAGAGAGUCAGAAGCUAAUACCUCUUCAGAUGUAAGAAUUCCAGAGUGGAUAUCAAGACCUCGUACACCCCUAUAUGUGGUAUUUAACGAUCGUGCUUUGAUUCAGUUGAACGAAAUUUUAGGAACCAAAAUUAACGACCAAAAAAUAGCGAUUGAAAACGUAUUACGCGAAGAUCCUAGAUCAGUGUAUUUAAGGCAACGAUGGGGUAGUCAGUUUUAUACUUUCUUAAUUCACGAUUUACACAUCACGUGUAGAUUCGACGAUAAUAGGGGUAUAGUUACAGUUUUUCAAGUUAGACACGCUGGUCGUAUUUGUGAAUGCGGAGAACCUGAAUGGCAAUGUUUGGGUCAUUCACCACCUUCAUCUUAA
Habropoda laboriosa is the source of this 1962-nucleotide messenger RNA. RefSeq lists its product as uncharacterized. Lineage: Eukaryota; Metazoa; Arthropoda; Insecta; Hymenoptera; Apidae. The record is from RefSeq and is a predicted model, not a curated record.